Messenger RNA from Podarcis lilfordi (Lilford's wall lizard), 565 nucleotides. The record is from the annotation of a GenBank genome assembly. Lineage: Eukaryota; Metazoa; Chordata; Lepidosauria; Squamata; Lacertidae.
AUGGCUUCACUUGUGCCUCUACCGCCAUUUGUGCCAGCCUCUGAAUCAUGGGACUCCUACCUCGCUUGGUUUGACUGCUACCUCCAAGCCAACAAGCUGACAGAAGUAUCACAGGAGCGGGGCCUAUUCCUCAGCCUCUGUGGGCCUGAGGUGUUUGAGACGGCCCGAGCAUUGGUUGCACCUGUAGCAGUCCAGGCAGCACCGUGGGACACGAUUCAAGAGAAGCUCCACAACCACUACGCGCCAAAGCCGUCCAAGAUUGUUGCCCGCCAUGCGUUCUACCACUGGAACCAGGCAGAGGGGGAGUUAACAACUACACCACCGCCUCCGACAGGCUGCAAUGCACUGCGAGUUCCGAGACUUAGACGAUGCCCUGAUGGAUCGAAUCGUCUGCGGGGUCCGGGACAUCCAUCUGCAACGGUGUCUCCUCGCCAAGCCAGACCUCACGCUGCAGAAAGCCAUUGAGGAGGCCGUGGCCUCAGAAGCUGCUAACCUCUCCACCCAGGAAAUCCGCACGGCCACCCUCUGGUACUGGCCCUCGGCGAUCCAGCAGGGUUUCAUUUAA